AUGGACGAGAAAGAACGGCUGCUAGCAGAAAUGGGGCGAGAUCUGGCGUUGUUCAUUGCUGGCCUAAUCGACACUCUCUCUCUGCCCUCUGGUGUUGCCGUGGUUGGAUGGUCGCUUGGAGCUCUCAAAGUGCUGUCAAUUGUGGCAGCCUUAGAAAAAUUACCGGACGGCACAAGACAAACUUUGCGCGGCUCUGUUCGCAGCAUGAUUCUUUUCCAAAGUCCAACAGUAGUGUUCGAUAUUCCAGAUCCAAAAGGACUUUAUAUUCCCCAAAACGAUCCUCAUAUUUCCGCCGAGGAGCUAGGGCCUUUCUUUGCACGUUGGGUCUCCAGCUUCUUCGUGCAUGGCGACCUCUCAACACAUGACCCAAGCAGUCUGACAUACGACCGCACAGAUGCCCUCCGCCCACCGACCAUUACCCGUUUUGCCAUGGAUCACCUCAUCGACUUUGCCGCGAGCUCCAAGUACGAUGCAGCCCUCAUCUCGCCGCACUUCGGUGGCGUUACCGCAAAGUUAGUUGAUCAAACCCUGUUCGACAUUCACGUGCGGGGCGAGCUGUGGAAGGACACCAAGUUCUUUGUUGUGGCUGGCUCCGCUGACUCGUGGGCGUCAAUUUAUUCCUCUUGGAAGCUGGAGGAGCGAAUGCUUGCCGAGGCAAGGCCGGAAUGCGCGAUCACAUUCAAGAUGGUUGAUGGCGCGAAUCAUUUUUCCAUGAUCGAAGAUCCACAGGGCACCCUGGACUGCUUCAAGGAGUGCUGCAUCUAG
Molecule: messenger RNA, 765 nt
Organism: Mycena citricolor
Lineage: Eukaryota; Fungi; Basidiomycota; Agaricomycetes; Agaricales; Mycenaceae
Source: the annotation of a GenBank genome assembly